Selaginella moellendorffii is the source of this 3814-nucleotide messenger RNA. Its product is annotated as fanconi-associated nuclease 1 homolog. The record is from RefSeq and is a predicted model, not a curated record. Gene Ontology annotation, biological process: interstrand cross-link repair. NCBI's taxonomy places the organism in Eukaryota, Viridiplantae, Streptophyta, Lycopodiopsida, Selaginellales, Selaginellaceae. Gene Ontology annotation, cellular component: nucleus. The transcript has 14 exons. The coding region runs from base 85 to 2727 and encodes 880 amino acids. Gene Ontology annotation, molecular function: 5'-flap endonuclease activity; hydrolase activity, acting on acid anhydrides, in phosphorus-containing anhydrides; flap-structured DNA binding.
UAUUUUAUUUGGCUAGGGUUUAGGUCUGCGAAGAGGAAGCGUCCUACACACAGCUCGGCGGUGUGCCAUGCGGUAAUCUCAGCAAUGCUCCGGGGCCGUGAGAGCUUGAUUCGGCUUGUUGGGAAGCGGCAGCGCAAUGUGUCACUCCCGGCUCGGGAAGAGUUGGAGUGCGGUGAUGUUUCGCUGGAAAUAAAAGGAGGCCUGAGCUUAGCUUGUUGUGACUGGGUGGAAUGCCCUGUGUGUGGGAAGCAAAUACGCGGGAAUGAACUUCUCGUCAACUGCCAUCUUGAUACUUGCCUGCAACGUGGGAAGAAAAAGAAGAACAGUGUCCAGCAUACACUCUUUCACUUCAACUUGUCGAAAAAGGUAGAGUAUGAGGAAAGCGGAAACUGCGUACUAGAAAUCCAGCAGUCUCCUCCGCUCGAGACUGGGGUCGACUGUAACACGGCGGCAGGGUCUCCGGAACCGGAAGUUUCUUCUACUCUUGAAUGCUUUGAGGAGCCCGACGUGGCCAACAGCGUCCUUCCGGCAGAGCUCAACAGUGAAACUAGAGAUCUUUACAAUGGCUGCCUGGAGGCAAGGAUUGCUGGCCGCAAGUACCACAGAGACGUCGAGUGCCAAGCUGGGAUGCGAGUUCACCUGGUAAGGGAACCAGAAAAUCCCAUGGAUACAUACGCUGUGAAGGUGCUUACGGCGGAUGGGCUUUCGCUGGGACAUAUUCCAAAAGAGCUUUCGCGUUAUUUGUCUCCUCUCAUGGACAAAGGCGUGGUAGACGUUCAGGGAUAUGUCUCCGAGAGUACAUCGGAAGCUGCACGCCUCAAGCUUGAUUUGCGUGAGAUCCAGAGUCGGACUAUUGGAAGUCUCUCAGAAGAAAAAGUGCUGGCUGUCAAAUGGAGCCGUCUGAUGGAUGCAGCUGACAAGGGACAAGACCACGGCUGUCGAUACCAACAGAAUUUUCUCUACAUGCUCCAAGUGGUAUUGGAACGGGAUCUCCAUCUCUUUACUCCAGACGAGAUCGAACUUCUCGAGGCAUUUCGUUCAAUCUCGUCUGAUGGACAGCGCCUUUUUGUAAGAUUGGCUCAACGAAAGGGGCCAUGGUUCCGUCUUCAGAACAUUUUCUAUGAAGAUAUUGGUGACACAAAUUCUGCAGUCCAUGAGUUAGUCGAGAGACGCUACUUAGUUUUCAACGCGGACGUCAAUUCGUCGGAGUUGCUUGAACAUCUGACUGUACAAGAGCUCAAAGAUUUGGCAGUGAACAGCAAAAUCAUGAUCAAAAGUGCUACGCUAAGUUUGAAAAAGAUUCAGCUUAUUACAGCAAUUCGAGAUGCAUUAAUUUCGCUGCAUUUUAAUCUAACGGCUUUAAUUCGUGAAGCAACCGGCCCAUGCAUUCGAAUAGCCGAAACACUUGAAGUUCUACUUUGGCGUUUACAGAGGCUGUUCUUUCUAAACGGUGAGCAGGAGUUCCAUGUUUUUCUUCUUGUGGAUAUUGGAAGGAUCAAGUAUCCAAGCUAUAGGUGCGCUAGAACAAUGCCAGUCUUUGCUUCUCGAGAGGACUUUCUGGCGUAUGAGCAGGCAUUGCAAUUGGCUCAGGUGGUUGACAUGUCUCUGGAAGCUGGUAAUUCUGAGGCUGUAAACUCCUCUUUUCGAAAAGCAAGGACUACUCUCGAAUUGAUCAAUGCACACACCGAGAUCAAGCAUCCAUUUUUAGCACGAUUUUCGGCUGCAUGGGUGUAUGCAACAAUCUGUACUGUGGCUGCAUCGUUUCUGGAGAAAGAACGCAGAUAUGCUGAAGCUAUAAACCUCUUCAAGCAGCUCCUUAGCAUGCAGUAUUGUCCUGGACGGAGAGGAUACUGGACUCUCCGGCUAUCUAUUGACUUGGAGCACUUACAGCGUUUAGAAGAGAGCCUGCUCGUUGCAGAAAACGGAUUAAAUGAUUUCAGCGUCCGAGGAGGGGAUCGUAUUGCUUUGCAACGGAGGGUUCUCCGACUAGGAAAACCUCCUAGAAGGUGGAAAGUACCUCCAUAUGCAGCGCUUUUAAAGAAAAAACAAAAGGUGGUGACGAUUAUGGGAAGGCCGCUAAACAAUGCCAAUGGAAUGAAGAGCAGAUUUUAUGGCUACGAUGGGCAACAAUGCAGUGUGGAGGACCUGGCACUUCAAUACUAUGCCGGAGAAGAUGGAGGCGGCUGGAAAGGAGUCCAUUCAGAAAGUGGCAUAUGGCUGACAUUGUUCGGGCUGCUCAUGUGGGAUGUUAUCUUUUCAGACGUUCCAGAUGUCUUCCAGACACCUUUUCAGACUGCACCAUUGGACUUGUGCACGGAUUCAUUCUAUCCAGUCCGAAGCUCGCUUAUUGAAUCUCGUCUUCAAGCCAUACGCGAUGGCGGAGCUAGGCAACUCGUGGCUGAGACUUGGGCAGAGCACUACGGGACAUCAUGUAGCGGGGUAAACUGGGAGAAGUACUCGCUUGAAGACCUUCAAACAAUAACGGUCUGUAUCGGAGGUCCAGGAUUGUCGGUGAUUUGCAAGCUUCUUGCAGAAGACCACAGUAACUGGACGGCUGGAAUGCCUGAUCUUCUGCUGUGGAAGGAGAAAGAGGCGAGGCUGGCCGAAGUCAAGGGUCCAGGGGAUCGCUUGUCCGAGCAACAGGUGGCCUGGUUUCUGAUUCUCUCGGACGCUAAUGUUCCAGUGGAACUUUGCAAGGUCUCCAAGACGAUGAAUGAUCGAUCCUAGAUGAGUAGUGCCGGGCCCGAGACGGCUGCGCAGGCCUCUGCAACUUGCUCCGCCUUGCUUGAAGUCAUAAGAACCGGUAAGCACCCGCUGUGGACUGCCAAGAAUCCAUUGCGCGCUACACACAGCCAGUGCCAAGUCCUCAGUGUCACCGUCUCAAGAGCUCUUCGAUCGGGACCGCGAGGUGAUAGAAUCACCACUCGGCCUCCACCGUCAUCUUAAAGAUCCUCUCGGUGGAGGAUCAGGAAAUGCGAGUUCCAAAGAGAUGAAUCACGAGGGAUUCCAUGCACCUUAAAGAACAUCCCCCGCGACUCUGUCAUCCUUGAUGAGUAUCCUAUCGAACAAUGCAGUUGCUUGCUCCAUAUCCCCAUUGUGGGCAUGGAGUCCGUUGGGAGAACAUGUAGAGACUAACCAUCAUCGCACUGAGGCAUCCCAAAGAAGAUUUGGCUGGCGUGAUGCAUGUCUCGGCCCGAGCCAAGCCCGAAGAGCUCGUUGCGGCAUGACAAAGUCUUUGCCUCGUCAAUCGGGGCAUAUGUGCUCACUAUUGUCGUCCAGGUCACCACCUUUGCCUCGUCAUGAUGCCCAAAGUGGGCAUAUGUGAUAGCAGAAUGUGACUUGCUCGCCAGGAUGAGCCCAACACGGGAGGAUUCGAGUGCAGGGCUCUGGGUCCCAAGCUCUAUCUCCUUGCAAAUCGGUGAGCGUCUUCGAUGCACGCAAGAAUCAAUGGAGCUUCGCAGCACCAAUGCUGCGUUCUCCACCGCAGGAAACGAAAUCUUUUACAACCAGGUGAUCCUGAGCUCGCCCGGUGGUGCCGGACAGACGCUUGUUUUCGCAGCCCAAGAUCUUUCCUGGGAAGUGGCGACUGGAUUGCCCCGGCGCCACUACUUUGUGCACCUAUGGAACGACAUGGCCGGAUCAUUGUGUUGGAGGCAAGAAUGCAGCUGACGACCGCUUCUUCCACCGAUCACAGGUUUUUCUUCCGCGCCGUUCAGAUUCUUCGAGCUUAGAUGAGCUACUAGCUAAAGAUGAAUAAGUUAUCUACAAGGAUGUCGUGUUUGCAGAUGAAAAGUUCUAUGAAAUGGUUUUUUUC